AAACUCCGCCUCUUGAGAUGUUUGAGAAAAAAGGUUUGUUAUGAGAAGACGGCAGCAGUGGACACUGGAAUUAGCGCCAAAGCGAACAACACCUCAAGGAGCAGGAUGCUGAGAGAUCGUCUCACUUUAACACUUGUCAGUCUUCUUAGCGCUUCACUGCUGGCUGAUGGCGCUAACACACGACUCACUGGUGGCAGUCACUCCUGCUCUGGUAGAGUGGAAGUAUAUUAUAAUAGCCAGUGGGGAACAGUGUGUGAUGACGACUGGGACAUGAAUGAUGCGCGGGUGGUGUGUCGACAGUUUGGAUGUGGUAAUGCUGUCACUGCUCAUCAAGGUGCACACUUUGGUCAGGGAAGUGGCCCAAUAUGGCUGGAUAAUGUUCAGUGUUCUGGAAGUGAAAGCAGCAUCACACAGUGCCCUCAUAAUGGAUUCGGAUCACACAACUGUAACCAUGGUGAAGAUGCUGGUGUUACUUGCUCAGGAGGUAAUCCAGUCAGGCUGGUGAAUGGACCGAGUAUCUGUUGUGGUCGAGUGGAGAUCCAGCACAAUAGGCGUUGGGGAACAGUGUGUGAUGAUUACUGGGACUUAAAGGAUGCAGAGGUGGUGUGUAGACAGCUUGGAUGUGGUAAAGCCGUCAGCGCUCCUCGUGGUGCACGCUUUGGUCAGGGACGUGAACCGACCUGGCUGGAUGAUGUUCAGUGUACUGGAACUGAGAGCUACAUAGAUCGCUGCUCACACCGUGGAUUUGGAAAGGAGAACUGUGGACAUGGGGAAGAUGCUGGAGUCGUAUGCUCAAACUUGCAGGCUCCCACAUUGACUCGGAUCUCCCCAAACUCUGUGGUCUCACCUGGAGAAGUCCUUCAGUUCAGAUGUACCACACCCAGCCCAAUGCGCAUCUCUGUAGACUUCAGUCUAUAUAAAACCGGGACAUUAAUAAAAAACCAAACUGCAGAGUCCACAGCAACAUUUAGACUGACUGUAGAUGCCUCACAUCAGGGUCAGUACACCUGUGACUACUCAUACAGGGAAAGUAACUCCAUAUCAUCCAGGAGCAGCUCCAUUCCCAUCACUGUGGGUAAGUUCAGAGAGGAUAUUACAACCCCGAUUCCAAAAAAGUUGGGACAAAGUACAAAUUGUAAAUAAAAACGUAAUGCAAUAAUUUACAAAUCUCAAAAACUGAUAUUGUAUUCACAAUAGAACAUAGACAACAUAUCAAAUGUCGAAAGUGAGACAUUUUGAAAUUUCAUGCCAAAUAUUGGCUCAUUUGAAAUUUCAGGACAGCAACACAUCUCAAAAAAGUUGGGACAGGGGCAAUAAGAGGCUGGAAAAGUUAAAGGUACAAAAAAGGACAGCUGGAGGACCAAAUUGCAACUCAUUAGGUCAAUUGGCAAUAGGUCAUUAACAUGACUGGGUAUAAAAAGAGCAUCUUGGAGUGGCAGCGGCUCUCAGAAGUAAAGAUGGGAAGAGAAUCACCAAUCCCCCUAAUUCUGCGCCGACAAAUAGUGGAGCAAUAUCAGAAAGGAGUUCGACAGUGUAAAAUUGCAAAAAGUUUGAACAUAUCAUCAUCUACAGUGCAUAAUAUCAUCAAAAGAUUCAGAGAAUCUGGAAGAAUCUUUGUGCGUAAGGGUCAAGGCUGGAAAACCAUACCGGGUGCCCGUGAUCUUCGGGCCCUUAGACGGCACUGCAUCACAUACAGGCAUGCUUCUGUAUUGGAAAUCACAAAAUGGGCUCAGGAAUAUUUCCAGAGAACAUUAUCUGUGAACACAAUUCACCGUGCCAUCCGCCGUUGCCAGCUAAAACUCUAUAGUUCAAAGAAGAAGCCGUAUCUAAACAUGAUCCAGAAGCGCAGACGUCUUCUCUGGGCCAACGCUCAUUUAAAAUGGACUGUAGGCAAAGUGGAAAACUGUUCUGUGGUCAGACGAAUCAAAAUUUGAAGUUCUUUAUGGAAAUCAGGGACCCCGUGUCAUUCAGACUAAAGAGGAGAAGGACGACCCAAGUUGUUAUCAGCAAUCAGUUCAGAAGCCUGCAUCUCUGAUGGUAUGGGGUUGCAUUAGUGCGUGUGGCAUGGGCAGCUUACACAUCUGGAAAGACACCAUCAAUGCUGAAAGGUAUAUCCAGGUUCUAGAGCAACAUAUGCUCCCAUCCAGACGACGUCUCUUUCAGGGAAGACCUUGCAUUUUCCAACAUGACAAUGCCAAACCACAUACUGCAGCAAUUACAGCAUCACGGCUGCGUAGAAGAAGGGUCCGGGUACUGAACUGGCCAGCCUGCAGUCCAGAUCUUUCACCCAUAGAAAACAUUUGGCACAUCAUAAAACGGAAGAUGACAAAAAAGACCUUUAA
This is a messenger RNA of Neoarius graeffei (lesser salmon catfish), 2342 nucleotides long. RefSeq names its product deleted in malignant brain tumors 1 protein-like. The coding region runs from base 106 to 1143 and encodes 345 amino acids. NCBI's taxonomy places the organism in Eukaryota, Metazoa, Chordata, Actinopteri, Siluriformes, Ariidae. Gene Ontology annotation, cellular component: membrane. The transcript has 5 exons. The record is from RefSeq and is a predicted model, not a curated record.